Molecule: messenger RNA, 2880 nt
Organism: Condylostylus longicornis
Lineage: Eukaryota; Metazoa; Arthropoda; Insecta; Diptera; Dolichopodidae
Exons: 2
Coding region: 1317-2120 (267 amino acids)
Source: RefSeq, a predicted model, not a curated record
AGUGUUUGUCGGUAAUAGAUUGAAAAUCGGUAAUAGUCGAAUAUUUUCAAAUUAUGAUGUUAUAAAAGGAAAAACAAUUUUUAAGUUUAUUUAUUUAAAGAACAAGUACAAAAAACAAUAAUAGGCAAAUAAAGGAUAUCAAAAUUACAGGACAUCACAAUUACUUAAGGUUUCCCAGCAUUUACAAUCAUCUUGAAUAUUUAAAAAAAAACCAAAACGGCUUUUGUUGAAAAUAUAGUUUUCUACAACUUACUGGAAUUAGAAAAAAACACGAGUCUAAAAAAUUUGAAAAGAAUGGUUUUUUUAAACUUAAUCCUAAAAUUUUUCGUUUGAAAUUUUUGCUACAACAUACGGUUUAAUAUUACUAAAAUGCUUUAAAAUGCUAUGCAAUCGAAUUUUUCUAAAAAUGAAUUCAUUUUUAUAGUUUUACAUCCAAAAAUUAAAGUGACAUAUCAUAGUGCAAUACUUUAUAAACAAGAAUCUAUUGUAAAUAUUGUGGCUUUUAAAAGAAUUAGUAAUUUCAUAAGUAUAGUUGUAAUUUUUCUGAAGAAUUUAAAUCUUAUAAUAAAGUUAAAAGUUUUGAAAAUAUUGGAAAUAGUAAGAGAAAUCUGCCCCGUCAAGAGAAUUCUGCUAAGAACUGCUUAAGUUGAACAAAAAAAUUUGAAAUCUCAAUUAAGGAACAGUAACUAUUUAGCUGAAAGAAACCUACCUAACAAAACUGCAAUUCUACAAAUACUCACCAACAAAUAUUCAAACCGGCUACGGUUAAAUAUUCAAAAAUUUUAUUCGAUUUCAAUUUUCAACAUCAACAACAUCUGCAAAAAAUGUCAAUAAUAUUUAAUUGAAAUUUUUAAUAAAAUUUUUGUAAAAAAAAAAAAAUAUUUGAAAAUUUCCUUAAAAAUUAUUCUAAUAAAAAGUUCAUCAUUGGAAUAACAAUAUUUCGACGUUGGAGAACGGUCCAUGGGGCUGAUGGACCACCAUCGGCAAAUGGUUUUGCCACAUCGGUCUUUCAAAAAUCGUCGUCAUCAACAACGGCGACUGCAAUUGCCCCAUUGACUGUUACAACAAUUAAUAAUAGUCCAACAUUACAAACAAUAACAGGACCAUCAUCAACAUCGUCAUCAUCAUCAUCAGCUACAACAACAAAACAUCAACAAAAAAAUAAUAUUCCUAAUAGUAUUAGUUAUAAUGACAAUAUAUCAAAAACAAAAAAUUAUAAAAAUGAUUCAAAUUCGAAUACAAAAUUACAAUCAUCACAGUCAUCAACAUCGAUAUCAUCUUUAUCGCCGUCUGGAACAAAAACAAGAGAAGAAGCAAUGGGUAUAACGAUAGCGUCGUCGUCAGCGAUGGCGACGGUGGCGGCGACGACGCAAACAACAACAUCACAGACAUCGUCAUCAUCAAUGACAAAUUCUGCAUCAACACAAUCAAUAGUAUCAGCAGCAGCAGCAGCAACAACAACAACAACAACAACAACAUCAUCAUCCAAUUCAAAUAAUAUACAAACAAAAACUACUGGUAUUGUAACAUCAUAUUCAACAUCAGCUUUAUCAUCAUUAUUUGGUUCAAAAAAUUCUUCAAUUCCAUCAUCAUCAUCAGCAACAUUAUCACCAUUACAACAAUCAUCUUCAACAAAUUCAAAUUAUUUAAAUAGUGAAAGUCCUAAAGGAUUCUUAAAAAGCCAACGUCCUUCGCCAAAACCAAGUAAAAUACGUUUAAAUAAAAAUCAAUUACAGCAACAACAACAACAACAAAAUAUUAAUAACAGUUCUUCUACAAUAACAAACAAUACAAGUAAUAACAGUAAUAAUAAUAACAACAACAAUAAUAAUAAUAGCAAUAGUGGAAAUAUUAUUUCCGGAUUUUUACAUGGGAAUUCAUCAUUUUCAUCAACAUCAUCAACGUCAUCUACUAGUUCAACUGGGAAUAUAAAUUCAAUAACAGGACAAAUAAUAUCACCAGCACCAGUAGUAAUAACACCAAAUCAGCCAACACAUCGUACUGUUUUAGGUCGUAGAAUCGGUUUUAAAUCAUUGAAUAAUAAUAAUUUUAGUCCAAGGAAAAAGGAUAAAAUUGUACCACAUGUACAGGAAAAUGGAAAUACGGUAAGUGACACUUGAAAACAUCCAUUAUUGUGUAAGCAUUCAUCAAUGUCAAAUUCUCAUAGUCGUCCGCCACGACACAUAGUGCUUAUACAUGAAAUUAUAAAGCAAUACAAUAAUGUCUAUUACUCCAAAUACAGAAUAUUAAAGCAGUAGCCAGUAUAGGUAUAAAUAUUAAAUAAUAGAUGGCGUGUAUAAAUAAUUAAUACAUGGAGUAGGUACAUGUACCUAACAUGUUGUUUAUUGCAUUUAGAAGGAGAUUAUAUCUGGAUAUUAAUUAAAAACAAAAAUUGGAACGUAUGUACUGGGCCGACAAAAUAAAAUGCUAUUGAAAAUUAAGAAUUUUAAAUAAUAAAAAAAGGGAGUCUAAGUGUAUGCCAUACCCCAUGCCAUUUCAAAUCGUACUCAUUUACACAGAUACAAAGUGUUCCAGUUCUAAUACCACUUUUAUAUAUACUGUUCCAUAGCCAAUCUUAUGUGCAAGAACUUUUAUAUUAAGCUAACAUGGAAAAAACUUUUAUAUGAAGCUAAUAUUUCCAGCCGAAGAGGUUCUGAAGUACUUGCGCUUAAAAUCAAUAAUAUAAAAUCAAUUUUAUGCAAGACGAGAAUUAUUGAUUUAAUAUGACUUUUGCAACUAUAUGGAGCCUCGUCAAGAAUACAAAUUUCCAAUUUUAAAUUUUUAUUUUUAGGAAUCGUCAAAAUUUGAAUUGAUAAAUUGGAAAAAUAAUGAAAUGUUACUGCAAUCCUCGUCCAUGCAAACUGAGUUUUAGUUUGGUGU